Trichechus manatus latirostris (Florida manatee) is the source of this 2307-nucleotide messenger RNA. RefSeq names its product LDL receptor related protein 3 (gene LRP3). Gene Ontology annotation, molecular function: protein binding. Bases 40 to 2241 code for a protein of 733 amino acids. The record is from RefSeq and is a predicted model, not a curated record. The transcript is spliced from 6 exons. Gene Ontology annotation, cellular component: plasma membrane. Lineage: Eukaryota; Metazoa; Chordata; Mammalia; Sirenia; Trichechidae.
UUCUUUCUCACUGGGAGGCUUAGCAGUGCAGUUCCUGCCAUGGCUGCCUGCAGCGGGAAGCUGGAGCAGCACACGGAGCGGCGUGGUGUCAUCUACAGCCCAGCCUGGCCCCUCAAUUACCCGCCGGGCACCAACUGCAGCUGGUACAUCCAGGGCGACCGUGGGGACAUGAUCACCAUCAGCUUCCGCAGCUUUGAUGUGGAGGAGUCCCACCAGUGCUCCCUGGACUGGCUCAUGCUGGGCCCAGCAGCCCCGCCCCGCCAGGAGGCCUUCCGGCUCUGUGGCUCCGCCAUCCCGCCUGCCUUCAUCUCUGCACGGGACCACGUCUGGAUCUUCUUCCACUCCGAUGCCUCCAGCUCCGGCCAGGCGCAGGGCUUCCGUCUCUCGUACAUCCGAGGGAAGCUGGGCCAGGCGUCCUGCCAGGCUGACGAGUUCCACUGUGACAAUGGCAAGUGCCUGCCAGGCCCCUGGCAGUGUAACAGCGUGGACGAGUGUGGGGACAGCUCUGACGAGAGUAACUGCUCGGCACCUGCCUCUGAGCCACCAGGCAGCCUGUGCCCCGGUGGCACCUUCCCCUGCAGCGGGGCGCGCUCCACGCGCUGCCUCCCCGUGGAGCGGCGCUGUGACGGCGCGCAGGACUGCGGCGACAGCUCCGACGAGGCUGGCUGCCCGGACCUGGCGUGCGGCCGGCGGCUGGGCAGCUUCUAUGGCUCCUUCGCCUCUCCAGACCUGUUUGGUGCGGCCCGGGGGCCUUCGGACCUUCACUGCACGUGGCUGGUGGACACGCAGGACCCGCGGCGUGUGCUGCUGCAGCUGGAGCUGCGGCUGGGCUAUGAUGACUACGUGCAGGUGUACGAAGGCCUGGGCGAGCGUGGGGACCGCCUGCUGCAGACGCUGUCCUAUCGCAGCAACCACCGGCCCGUGAGCCUCGAGGCCGCCCAGGGCCGCCUCACCGUGGCCUACCACGCCCGCGCCCGCAGCGCCGGCCAUGGCUUCAAUGCCACCUACCAGGUGAAGGGCUACUGCCUCCCGUGGGAGCAGCCAUGUGGCAGCAGCAGCAGCAGCGAGGGGGACGCAGGGGACGCCGGGGAUCAGGGCUGCUUCUCAGAGCCCCAGCGCUGUGAUGGCUGGUGGCACUGUGCCAGCGGCCGUGACGAGCAGGGCUGCCCCGCCUGCCCGCCCGACCAGUACCCCUGCGAGGGUGGCAGCGGCCUGUGCUACCCGCCGGCCGACCGCUGCAACAACCAGAAAAGCUGCCCCGAUGGGGCCGACGAGAAGAACUGCUUCUCCUGCCAGCCCGGCACCUUCCACUGCGGGACCAACCUGUGCAUCUUUGAGACGUGGCGCUGUGACGGUCAGGAGGACUGCCAGGACGGCAGCGACGAGCACGGCUGCCUGGCCGCCGUGCCCCGCAAGGUCAUCACCGCCGCCCUCAUCGGCAGCCUCGUCUGCGGCCUGCUGCUCGUCAUAGCGCUGGGCUGCGCCUUCAAGCUCUACUCGCUGCGCACGCAGGAGUACAGGGCCUUUGAGACCCAGAUGACGCGCCUGGAGGCUGAGUUUGUGCGGCGGGAGGCACCCCCAUCCUACGGUCAGCUCAUCGCGCAGGGCCUCAUCCCCCCUGUGGAGGACUUUCCCGUCUACAGUGCAUCCCAGGCCUCGGUGCUACAGAACCUUCGCACGGCCAUGCGCCGACAGAUGCGCCGGCACGCCUCCCGCAGAGGACCCUCCCGCCGCCGCCUCGGCCGCCUCUGGAACAGGCUCUUCCACCGGCCGCGGGUGCCACGAGGCCAGAUCCCACUGCUGACCACCACGCGCACCUCCCAGACGGUGCUGGGCAAUGGGCUCCUCCAGCCCGCAGCAGGGGCCACCCCCAACCCGCCAGCCUCCCUUACAGACACAGGCAGCCCCGGGGCAGCUGCUGACCGGCUCCCCAGUGCCCCUGGCCACGCGCCUGAGAGGGAACCUUCAGUGCUGCUGCCCCCCUCGGGCCUGCAGGACUCAGAGAGCAGGCCCAUGGACAAGGACAGAAAGGCCUGCUGGGACAUUCCGGUGGACAGCCCAGCCCCUGUGGACAUGCCUCGGGAGCACUGCUCGGCCCAGGACCCCCACCCCCCAGCCCCCACUGCCAGCAGCACCCUUGGCACCCCCCCACCAGAGCCACUGGGUGUCUGCAGGAGCCCCCUGCCACCCUGCUCCCCCAUAUUGGAGGCCAGUGACGACGAGGCUCUGCUGGUCUGCUGACCUGCCGGACAUGCUGGAGACCGCCACAGCCCCGCUUUGUAACCAGGGAAUACACAGUCGUUUCUA